AUGAAGCAAGCCCUUGAGAUCGACAAUGUAGCUUUUCACAUCAACAACACGAAGAGAAAGAAGCCGGUUUACCUUGUCACUGGACUAAUGUGGACUGAGGGUGCCAAGUUAUCCAAGGUCUUGUCCAAGAAGAGCCAGGUCAACAGCCAGGCCGCUGCCACUGACCCGCAUUCGGGCACCACUGCUGGCGCGACCGCCUCGUACGGGAACGAGGAGAGCCACGCUUCAAGCUUUGAUGGAUCUACCCCGUUUAUCCUUGGCAUUAGGGUCCGGAAGAUCUGGUGGGACAAGGACGGGGUGAGACAAGAGGAGGAAGACAUUGUGGGAGCAACACUCGGCAAUUCUAAGGCGAUGAACGAGGGUGUUCUGGAAGGGCUGAAGUAUGUUGACGAUGAAGUUGCCGAAGUGCCAGGGCAAAACAUCAUAGACGAGAAGCAAAUGGGGGUAGAAGAACCCAUCACCUGGAUCCUGUCCUGA
This is a messenger RNA of Fusarium falciforme, 477 nucleotides long. RefSeq lists its product as hypothetical. Lineage: Eukaryota; Fungi; Ascomycota; Sordariomycetes; Hypocreales; Nectriaceae. The coding region runs from base 1 to 477 and encodes 158 amino acids. The record is from RefSeq and is a predicted model, not a curated record. The transcript has a single exon.